GCUACAAAGUACACAGAUAAAGACAAUGGGGGAAUGCUCGUCUGGUCUCCAUAUCAUAGCAUUCCAGAUGCCAAAUUGGAUGAAUAUAUUGCAAUUGCAAAAGAGAAACAUGGCUACAAUGUUGAACAGGCACUUGGCAUGUUAUUCUGGCAUAAACAUAACAUUGAGAAGUCUCUUGCUGAUCUCCCCAAUUUCACUCCCUUCCCGGAUGAGUGGACGGUGGAAGAUAAAGUCCUCUUUGAACAAGCCUUUAGUUUUCAUGGCAAGAGUUUCCACAGGAUUCAGCAAAUGCUUCCAGAUAAGACUAUUGCAAGUCUUGUAAAAUAUUACUAUUCCUGGAAAAAAACUCGGUCUCGGACAAGUUUGAUGGAUCGCCAGGCUCGAAAAUUAGCCAACAGACAUAAUCAGGGUGACAGUGAUGAUGAUGUGGAAGAAGCACACCCGAUGGAUGGGAAUGAUAGUGAUUAUGAUCCCAAAAAAGAAGCCAAAAAAGAGGGUAAUGCUGAACAGCCUGUCCAAACGAGCAAGAUUGGACUGGGUAGGAGAGAGUAUCAGAGUUUACAACAUCGUCAUCAUUCUCAGCGUUCUAAGUGCCGUCCACCCAAGGGCAUGUAUCUGACUCAGGAAGAUGUGGUCGCAGUUUCUUGUAGUCCCAAUGCAGCCAACACCAUUCUUAGACAGCUGGAUAUGGAGUUAAUCUCCCUGAAACGUCAGGUUCAAAAUGCUAAGCAAGUAAACAGUGCACUUAAACAGAAAAUGGAAGGGGGAAUUGAAGAAUUCAAGCCUCCUGAGUCAAAUCAGAAAAUUAAUGCCCGUUGGACCACAGAGGAGCAGCUUCUAGCAGUGCAAGGUGUCCGCAAAUAUGGUAAAGAUUUUCAAGCUAUUGCAGAUGUAAUUGGCAACAAGACUGUUGGCCAAGUGAAGAACUUCUUUGUAAACUACAGGCGUCGGUUUAACUUAGAGGAGGUAUUGCAGGAGUGGGAAGCAGAACAAGGAACCCAGGCUUCUAAUGGUGAUGCUUCUACCUUAGGGGAGGAGACAAAAAGUGCUUCUAAUGGGCCCUCAGGAAAGAGCACUGAUGAAGAAGAGGAGGCACAGACCAUUCAGGCUACCCAGUCUCUGGGCCCAUCACCUCCUGCCCCAGCUUCCACUCCAACUCCAGCAGCCCCCAUUGCCACUCUGAACCAGCCUCCACCACUGCUUCGUCCAACACUUCCUGCUGCCCCAGCUCUCCAUCGGCAGCCUCCACCUCUCCAGCAGCAGGCCCGGUUCAUUCAACCUCGGCCAACUCUCAAUCAGCCUCCCCCACCUCUCAUUCGCCCUGCUAAUUCCAUGCCUCCCCGUCUAAACCCAAGACCAGUGUUGUCGACAGUUGGUGGCCAACAGCCACCAUCACUGAUUGGAAUUCAGACAGACUCACAAUCUUCAAUGCAUUAAAGAAAUGAAGUUGGACAGAGCUGCAAUAACUUCUGAUCCCACCAGUUUGCCAAUGUUCGUCUCACUGUUGAAAAAGAGAGGAAGGGGCAAACCGUUCUAGAUAUUCAAGCUGAAAGUUUCAAAGUGAGGCUGCAAGUCCAUAUUUGUUGCAGUGGAACAACAUAAGUGAACAUCUACAACAUUUUUUAGUGCAUCAGACUAAAAUAUUAUACAACAUAAAGCCUCCAAUUAGCCCUGUUUUCUAUGAAUAUUUGUUCAAGGAAGUUUCCCUCAAAAGGAAAAAAAAAAGAUUGUGUUCUGUGCACCGAGGUUGUUUGAUUUUUACUGUAUUUAUUUUACUGAAGUUCUUUAUAUUCCAACCUCUUUAUAUUCAAAGUUCAUAGUACAAGAAUAUGUCUAUUUAGGAAUUGUGAAAAACUCCAUAGACUUUGAAAUUAAUGUGGAGUUUGGCUUUUUUGUUUGCUUUCAAUUUAAUUUAAAAAAAAAUAUUUUCCUAUGUUAGGAGUGAAAGAUUAAAUAGCCUGCAUUUCAGUUUUUGGCAAAUGUUCUAUGAGAAAUAGUACA
Molecule: messenger RNA, 2001 nt
Organism: Gracilinanus agilis (Agile Gracile Mouse Opossum)
Lineage: Eukaryota; Metazoa; Chordata; Mammalia; Didelphimorphia; Didelphidae
Gene: RCOR3
Product: REST corepressor 3
Exons: 10
Coding region: 34-1437 (467 amino acids)
Biological process (GO): regulation of transcription by RNA polymerase II; negative regulation of DNA-templated transcription
Cellular component (GO): transcription regulator complex; histone deacetylase complex
Molecular function (GO): transcription corepressor activity
Source: RefSeq, a predicted model, not a curated record